Pocillopora verrucosa is the source of this 2896-nucleotide messenger RNA. RefSeq names its product tRNA endonuclease ANKZF1. The record is from RefSeq and is a predicted model, not a curated record. Gene Ontology annotation, molecular function: protein binding. Lineage: Eukaryota; Metazoa; Cnidaria; Anthozoa; Scleractinia; Pocilloporidae.
ACAAGUUCAAAUUUGAUAUUUAGUAAUAUUUCCGGUUACAAAAUCGUAAACAAAGACGAUGUUGUGCUAACUACAUCGUAGAAUAGUCGGUACCAGCAAAAAAAGAGACAUUUAAGAGCUGAUAACUAGAAAUCUGUCAAACGAAUGCCGUGCCACAUUCUUACGUCCGCCACCAAAAAUAGAUUUUGGUUACGAAAUGUGGUGGUGCAAUGAGGAGGAAGGACCGAUAUAAAAGCCACAGUGAUUCUGCGAUUCGUUACAGUUCGAUAAGGAAGGGACAUCUAUAUAACCAAAUUGAUUUGAUUGCUCAGUAGGUCGAAUUCUUGAGGAAUUUUUUUUUUUCGUUAAAUCAAUGGCAUUUAAAGCAAGGUCGUCUGCUGUGUCAGUUUUUGACGAAGAACUAAUGAAUGACUUCCUGCGAAAUGUUCGCAUUGUCGGCAAAGAUCUUAAAAGUGGAGACAGCGAUGAGAAACAAGAGCAAGUGGUGGAAAAGAAACUUAUUAGGAAAAAUGAAUCAUAUGCUGGAGAGAAACUUGGAAUGAGCUGCUCCAUUUGCCAAGUAACUUUUGACUCAGUUGAAAUUCAGAGAGAGCAUUUCAAGUUAGAUUGGCAUAGAUUUAACUUGAAACAGAAAAUUCUAGACAAGCCUAUUAUGUCAGAGGAGGCAUUUGAGGAAACUAUUUCAGGAGAGCUAUCAAGUAUUUCUGGUUCUGACAGUGAUACAGACAAUGAUGAUGGUGAUUUGAUGCUAGAAUCAAGUCAGUGCAGUAAACCGUCCAUCAACAGUCUCCUGCCUGAGCAAAAUAUUAACAGUGAGACACACACAAGUCUUAGGCGGCAACACCCAAAGGUUUUUUUUGUGAAUGGAGAUGGAGAAGUGAUGUCAGUUUAUCGCAGUGUUUUGUAUUCCAUUCAGAACAUCCCAACCACUCCACAAGACACGUUGUCACUGUUUACAAGUCUAACAAUGAAAUGUUACUGGAUUGUGUUGAUGACGGCUGGUGGCCAUUUUGCUGGAGCAGUUUUUAAAGGAAACGAAGUUUUGAUCCACAAAACAUUCCAUCGAUAUACAGUCAGAGCAAAACGAGGAACAGCGCAGGGUGCCAGAGAUUCACAGCAAGGCGGGAAGCAACCAAAGUCUGCCGGGGCUAGUUUAAGGAGACAUAAUGAAGCUGCCCUCUUCCAGGAGGUUCAGGAUCUCCUCGAGGCGUGGUCACAGCACGUGGAAAAAUGCCACAGGAUUUUCAUUCGAACACCAGCUUAUAACAAAGCGAUGUUCUUUGGAGGAAGAAAACCACCCUUCAAGAGAGAUGAUGCGCGCAUCAGAACGAUCCCAUUCGCAACCAGAAGACCGACAUUCAACGAAGUGAAGCGAGUCCAUCAGGAGUUAUCCAGUGUGCAGUUACUGGGGAAGGACAGUGAUGUAGAACUACAAGACCUUCUAAUGAAUUUGACUCAUAAUAAAGCAAAGGAAAAUGUGCCAGCAGUUGACGACGGCGAUAAAAUUCGUUCAUGGCAGGCAAGUCAGGCCGUCGCCAGCGACAAUGAGGUAGCAAUUGACUCUCAAGAACGAAACAUUUCACUUGAACGCAGUGAUGAAGGUCAGCCUGAUUCAGGUUCUACAACAAAAGUUCAAGAAGCGCCGAAGAAAACGAAAAAGAAGAAAGCAAAAAAUAUUAAGAAGGAGUCCGUUGAUGGGCUUCAAAAUGCAGAAGUUUCCCCAGAGAGGCGCCUAUGGAAUCGGCUUUACUGCGCUAUUGUGUCUGCAAAUAUAGGAGUAAUUUCUUCACUUCUUGGCGGAAGUGUCCAAAGCAACGGAAAAGCUUGUAUAAACACUGAGUCAGCAAGCGUACUUCAGGAAAAAAAUGAGAGUAUGGAGGAAACCACGAAGUCUGGUGUAUUAGAAAUCGAAAUUAACGAUUCAGUAACAAGUGAGGAUGAAGGAAAUAAGACAAGUGAUGAUUUGAAAACUGACUCUAAUAUUAAUAGGAGUGUAAAAUGCACGAAAACUGAUACAAUCGAGGAACUGGCAAGUUCAGGGAUUAGUAAUGAAUUUGAAGAUUCUCCAUCGCGGAACGGAGAAUUGUCUUCCGCAAGGAUUUUGGACGUUAUCAAUGAACAGUUUGGCGAAGGAGGUGACACGCUUCUUCACGUAGCAUCACGCUCGUCACGAAGGGAAAUUGUGUUGCGGCUGCUGGAGUGUGGUUCUGAUCCUGCUGUGAAGGAUGAAAAGGGGAGGACUCCAUAUGCCGUCGCCGGCGACAAAGAAACACGGAAUGAAUUCCGACGGUUUAUGGCUUGCCACCCAGAUCGUUAUGAUUAUGUUAAAGCACAGAUUCCAAGUGCACUUACACCAGAAAUGGAAAGUGAAAAGGAGAAACGGAAUGCAGAAAGGAAGAAAGCGCAGAAAAAGGCGCAAAAACAGAGGGCCAAGGAACAAAAGGCUAUUGAGCGAAAGAAAGAAGAGGAGGAAAAAGAAAAGAGAGCAUAUCAAGCUUUAAGCGACCGAGAGAAGCGGGCCCUUGCAGCCGAGAAAAGAUUCGCUCAACAACAGGCAGCCAAACAAGCAGGGGUCACCUCUAGCUGUGCGUGGUGCAGUAAAAGUUUGGUUGGCCAAGUUCCCUUUGAGCGGCUCACGCAUAAGUACUGCUCUACAGCUUGUGUGAAGGCUCACAGACUGGAAAUAGAAUCUCAACAAAGAUAGCAGGGCGUUGGCAGUUAACCAGCCUCUCUUAUUCCAGAAACUUUAUAAACUGAGGAUAACCUUCUGUCGUUGCUGAUGUAUAAUUCUCGAAAGAGUUUCGCAGUGAGGAGCAAGUGUGUUGGAAUGCUAAAAUCUAGUCUCUUGGAAGGUUAUCUUGAAUAAAUUGUAUCACAAGAGUGACAUGACAAAUCA